GCAGGAAACACCUGGAGCUCACCUGGAGGCUCCGCAGCGCCGAGCUGAGGGUUCCUCGUGUCCCUGCGACAAGAAGAAGGAUUCCAGCUGAGGCCCAAUCACAGGAGGAGACGAGCUGCUGACCAAUCAUGUCCCUGAGAACUUUCAAAGAGAUGGCUCCAACUUCUGAUAGAAACUCCUCCAGGAUGUUUCCCUGCAGCGCUCUGCCGCCUCCUCUCUACCCGGGCUUACUGCCUCCUCCUGCGGGCUUCUCCUCUCCGCUGACCCGCUCCCUGCGCUCCGGCUUCCUGGUGGAGGAUCUGCUGCGGCUGAGCCAGCCCGUGUCCUACCUGCACCGGAGCCUCUCCUCCAGGGGCCCCGGGGACGUCCUCCAGCUCAGUCCGCGGCCGGCCGCCUCACCCCGGGCGUCGGGGCCGAGCACCGAGCCUCAGCCCGGUCAGCAGAGCCGCAGCGGCCCCGGGUCCCCGCAGACCUCCUGCCCGGACUCAGGGUUCCUCAAGUUCGGCGUCAAUGCGAUUCUGGCCCCGUCCACACGGAGCGUUCACAGCUUCCAGAAGUCGUUACCUUUCUUUGACGGAGGCCUUCAUCCUUUCAUCAGAGCCACUUAUCUCACAGCCUCCUCCUCUGUGAUCCCCGUCCCAGGGACCUUCUCAUGGCCCCUGGCCCCCAGAGGGAAGCCCAGGAGAGGCAUGCUGCGGCGGGCCGUGUUCUCCGACCUCCAGAGGAAGGCGCUGGAGAGAACCUUCCAGAAACAGAAAUACAUCAGCAAACCAGACAGGAAGAAGCUCGCCGGUAAACUGGGCCUGAAAGACUCGCAGGUGAAGAUCUGGUUUCAGAACCGCAGGAUGAAAUGGAGAAACUCGAAGGAGCGGGAGCUGCUGUCGACGGGCGGCUGCCGCCAGCAGACCCUCCCCACCAAGACCAACCCGCACCCGGACCUCACCGACGUCGGCAGCGCCACCUGCUGCCACCGGCUCGACAGGACGACACCCGACAGCCAGGAGUCACAUCUGCACCACCACAGUCGUCAUCAUCAUCAUCAUCUUCAUCAUCUUCAUCAUCAUCACAGCCCCUCGUGUCCAUCAGAGUCCAGCAAACAGUCGGAGCUCUCGGAGACGGACGGGGAAGAAAUCCACGUUUCGUAAAGAUUUUUAUAAAAAAGAGAAACUGUGACUCAGCGGAAGCUUGUGAGUGGACGUCAAAUCCAGAUGUGCCUCGUCCACAGCUGUCGGUCCUCGGUGCCAUAUUUCUGUACAGUGUUUGUAUCACAUUUAUAUGUACCUCAGUGUAUUUAUAUACAGUGAGGAAAGUAUGCUGAGCUCUUCUAGAUUUAAUAUUUGUAGAUUUUAAAUGUUCAACACUAUCCUGUACAAACGUUUCGUUCCAUACAUAUUUGUUUUCUUUAUAUUUUCUCAAAUAAAUCGUACAAACGUCUCGUGUCGUGAUGAGUUCAAGUGUCAGACGAGUGUCGGAAACUCUGCACUCACUAAACGUCCUCUGAUUCAGAGACGAUGCUGGAGAGACAAGUUUGAAUUGGACGACAGCUCACCAAGAGUCAUAAACCCCGCCUCCUCCACGUUAACAGACUGGACAUGAAAAGCUGCUUGGUCGAAAGUUCUAAUGUUUUCAAGUCAGGACACUUUCCAGAAACCUUCAAGAGGUUCUGUAUGUGAGAAAACAAAUGUCUGUCGGUUGCUCUGGACAUUUUCUGGAUGUUUUCCUGCAGCCGCACACGUAGGAGACGAAGACGUCAACUUGGAAAGACGAGGAGAUUCCAGAAAGAGCGUCUGUGUUCUUAAUGUGAAGGUGAAACUCAAAACUCUCCAGUUAAUGUUUGAGAACAGCCUGAGAUGGUUUCUGUGGUUUUAGUUCUUCUAACACUGACGUUUGCUGUGAACCCACAGGAGAGAGAAAAAUGAGACGCAGCUGUUCAAUGUUCGUGCAUCAAUAAAUAAAAUGAUGAUCAAACUUGAAGGAUUGUUAAAAAAAAAACAAGACUUUAUUGCCGUUUUCCACUAUGGAUUAUACAAGGGAAGCUGAGAGCAACAAUGAAAGACGAGAAUUAAAUACAAAAACUGUUAUUUAUGUUUUUCUUCACUCAACAUUCGGCUUCACAACCGGUGAAGAAACGAGGCCGACGCCCUCAUCGUCAUCGUCGUCA
Molecule: messenger RNA, 2161 nt
Organism: Paralichthys olivaceus (Japanese flounder)
Lineage: Eukaryota; Metazoa; Chordata; Actinopteri; Pleuronectiformes; Paralichthyidae
Gene: dbx1b
Product: developing brain homeobox 1b
Biological process (GO): regulation of transcription by RNA polymerase II; cell differentiation in spinal cord
Molecular function (GO): DNA-binding transcription factor activity, RNA polymerase II-specific; DNA binding
Source: RefSeq, a predicted model, not a curated record